Molecule: messenger RNA, 1311 nt
Organism: Sardina pilchardus (European sardine)
Lineage: Eukaryota; Metazoa; Chordata; Actinopteri; Clupeiformes; Clupeidae
Gene: tdgf1
Product: teratocarcinoma-derived growth factor 1
Exons: 6
Coding region: 188-733 (181 amino acids)
Biological process (GO): determination of left/right symmetry; heart development; blood vessel development
Cellular component (GO): cell surface; extracellular region
Molecular function (GO): nodal binding; activin receptor binding
Source: RefSeq, a predicted model, not a curated record
GUGGUGUUAAUUGUCCGUUAGGGGUGUGGGUAGGACAGAGCCAUCUCCAGGUCCGAGGAUUUAUUAUUGUGUGUCUGUGGACAGAAGUACGCACGUUGGAAGUGGAGUAACUAGUGUGUUCUGUUUGCUUGCUACUAGGAGGUCACUGGGUUAAAAGCUUCAUUUCUAAGUGGAUAACCGAAACAACAUGAAUUACCUCUUUAUGAUGCAACUGGUUGCCUUCUGUUCGGCUGGUGUUGCUGUUGGACCAGCUUGUGAUGGAGUGGAUUGUGUGAAAAAUAAAUUGCCGGGGAAGCCAACACAACACGCGGGAUACCUGAAUCAGUUCAAUGAGAUGAACUCACCCUCUGACAACCGAAGAAGCAGCAAUUCCGACCCCGUUUUACCUUUCAUCGGCCUCACAGGAAGUGCUAAACAGAGUCGUGAUUGCUGUAAAAAUGGUGGAACCUGCAUCCUAGGAAGUUUUUGCGCUUGUCCCCAGCACUUCACUGGUCGCAGCUGUGAAUAUGAUGAACGCGUGAGGUACUGUGGUGUUAUCCCUCAUGGAGAGUGGGUUCAAAAGGGUUGCUCCUACUGUCGAUGUGGAUAUGGAGUUCUCCAUUGCUUCCCUCAAGUGUUCCACAACUGCGAUGACUCCCAGGAAGCCUUGUGGUUUCAUUCCAAUGCCCCCACACUGUUCCAAACAAAGUUCCUCUGGUGCGUGACCCCUCUGAUUUUGCAUCUCAUCUUGUGAGGAGAAAAGACGUUAGCUGCUUCAUCCUGAAAACAGUUUUUGUGUGCUGCAUUUCACUGCCUUUUUUAACAUAUCGACCACCUGUGUAAGACUGUAAAAGAAAAUCUCAGACAAGUCGUUAAGAUUUGUAAAAAAGCAGAAUAGGACAUUGCUGAGAUGAAAUUUGCUUCCAGUGGAAGCUCAUGCUGUGAAAAUAGAAAGUGCAAUUUUAUGAGACAGGGAGUCUGUAAAUAAGAUUUUUAUUGGAUUUUUUAACGGGAACUUGGGUUGUCUGUAGGUUUCCAAAAUGAGUUAAUACUGCUAUCAUGCGCGUGAUCGCUCUUAAUGUUUGUAAUUCCAAAAUGUGUGUAUAGUAUGUUUGCUUCAGUGCUGAAUGUGUUUGUAUAUGAUCUACUUUAAUUUACCUUUUAACUUGCCAAAACUAAAAGUUUGUAAGAGUUAUCUUCUCUUUAUUUGUGGCCGAAAUGUUUGUUUACUGUUGCUAUCAGUCAGUUUGAUAAAGCUCGGGUGACCCAUCAUGGCUGAGGUCUAUGCCAUUUUCCCCUUAUCUAAAAUAAACACAUGCUUUUGCCAAUUAA